This is a messenger RNA of Arabis nemorensis, 2157 nucleotides long. The record is from the annotation of a GenBank genome assembly. Lineage: Eukaryota; Viridiplantae; Streptophyta; Magnoliopsida; Brassicales; Brassicaceae.
AUGGUGAUUCCGCCGAUUUCUAGGUUGGGGUUUCGGAGUGAGGUCGACAACAAGGACGAGUAUGAAGCUUCCUGCAAGUCUAUGGCCAAUGAAAUUGAUGAAUUGAUUGGGAAGAAUCAAGUUCCAGUUCAUGCUGAAGAAUUUGCUUUGAUAAUCCUCGAUCAUAUGCGCCGACUUCGUUGUGAUGAUGCAAAAACCAAAGCGGCGGUAAUGGUGUUGAUGAUCUCAGCCAAUUUGUGGAAUGGUUUCAGCUCUGCUGAAAGUGUCAUCCCCAGUGUAAAUAGUCACCUUACUCUAUUUCAGCAGGUCAUAGAGAGGUUCUAUCCAUUUGUGAAGCUUGGGCAUAUUAUUGUUUCAUUUGAGGCGAAGCAAGAAUCAAAGACAUUGGUGAAGGACUUCUAUAUUUCAGAGAAUAUGCCGCAUUCUCCCAAACCGAAAAUAGGACUAUUUGUUGUUCGGACAGAAGACAUAAGCAAAUCUAGUUGUAUUAUGCAUCCCCAAGAAGUCAGCUUUUUGUUGAAUGGAAAGAGCGUUGAAAAGAGAGUUAACAUCUCAAUGGAUUCUGGGCCGCAGCUUCCAACGAAUGUUACUAACCUGGUCUACCCUGGUGCAAAUCUUCUGCAAGCAAUAGGGUGUUUUCGAGACAGAUACCCAUUUGCUAUAGGUAGUUACUUCAUUGUUAUUGCCUUCGCGGAAGUCAUGCUACUGCCCGACAAACCGUUGCUGAAAGAUUAUGUUCAUUCUGAAGUUACUGAAUCAAAUUCAGACUGUGACAUAAUGGAGGGGCCAUCAAGGAUAUCUCUCAGUUGUCCUAUCAGCCGAACGCGUAUCAAACUUCCUGUGAAGGGUCACUCCUGUAAACAUCUGCAGAUUCUAGAAGAGGUGGGAUCUAAUGCUUCAGAUGUGGUUAUCUCGGCUGAUGGAUCAUGGAGGGUUGUGACGGAAAACAAUGAGAAUGUGGAUCUUGUGCCGGAAACCACUCAUGAGCAUGGAGACCCAAAAAGUCUCCUAACCUCGGGUCCAACUGUUAUGGAUCUUACUCGGGAUGAGGAUGAAAUGGAUACAUCCGGUUGCACCCAGGUCGAUGAACAAAAGCCUUGUUUAUCUGAGAUUCGGGGUCUGUCUGAUAACACAUAUAAGACUGCGACAGAUUACACUAUGCUUAACCAGUCUCCUGCUUCAGUCAACGCACUGCCACAAUUGCCACAAACUUUUAAUGUUUUUAGUGGGCAACAAUUCAUGAACAGACCUCAUAUUGUAAACACCCGAGACUCAGCAGCAAGACAAUCCAUACCCAUGCCAUUCUUACCAACCUCAUCUCCACAAGAUAGAUUAGCUACUAGUACAGCCAGCCUACACACAUCCAUGCCUGCUGCUCAGUCUUCUCAAUUUCAAGGGUCACAUCAAUGCCUAGGAAGAACCUCUGAUUUGAUGGAGAGAUGGAACCACAUCUAUGGAAAUGGCAUAAAUCAAACUCAGUUUCCACCCAUUCCUCCGUUGCACCAUCAUUAUGCGAUGCAGAACCAGAGGCCUCCCAACAGGAGUCUAUCCCCUGCACAGCAAAGACCGAUGCUAUCUUCCGUUACACAUCCCCAAACUUUAGCUGUCAACUACGGAAGGGCCACUGACCAAAGACCACCAACUAUGGAACAGUUCUCAUCACGAGAGUUCAUGAAUUUGGCUUCUGCUAACACCGCAAAUUGGCAGUCACAGACCCGGAUGGCUACAAACUUGCAGCCACAGACCCGGAUGGCUACAAACUGGCAGCCACAGACCCGGAUGGCUAACACUACAAACUGGCAGCCACAGACCAGGAUGGCUAACACUGCAAAUUGGCAGCCACAGACCCAAAUGGCUAACACGGAAAAUUGGCAGCCACAGACCCGGAUGCGCGGCAGCAUAACGCCCGGUUCCACGGUAUAUGACCAGAGGAUCAUUCUACCUACUCAGCCGGUUAAUGCGCAAGCUCAAACACUUCCUCCGCCUCAGACAACAACUUAUAAUAAUAAUAUGGCUGAUGAAAUUCAAGCAUUUUUGGCGCACCCGAGUUAUUCGAAUAGUAAUAAUGAAACGCAACCUGGAAUCAGUUCAUUGCCCGUGGCUGGGGGUUUUGGGGCAUUGGGAUCGUUCUGGUCAAUGCCUCCUGAGACAUGGUGA